Bemisia tabaci is the source of this 6712-nucleotide messenger RNA. RefSeq names its product Heat shock protein 60A (gene Hsp60A). The record is from RefSeq and is a predicted model, not a curated record. NCBI's taxonomy places the organism in Eukaryota, Metazoa, Arthropoda, Insecta, Hemiptera, Aleyrodidae. Gene Ontology annotation, molecular function: ATP binding; ATP-dependent protein folding chaperone. Gene Ontology annotation, biological process: protein refolding.
UUUUUACACCAGCCGGUCUGUCGGAUCUGAUCCUCGUGCUACUUGCCGCUGGACACUUUUACUGAAACAAGUUCUCCUCUAUUCUAACUAGAAUAUUAAAAGUUAUUCCGUGUUCUCAUCUUUCGGCGAAUUUCCUCCUUGUACUAAUUAUGUACCGUUUACCCUCCGUUCUUCGCUCAAGUGCAGCACGACAGCUGAACCCUAGCCUUGCUCGAUUUUAUGCCAAAGAUGUGAGAUUUGGCCCGGAAGUCAGAGGUUUAAUGUUGCAAGGAGUUGAUAUUUUGGCUGAUGCUGUAGCUGUCACUAUGGGACCCAAGGGCCGAAAUGUCAUACUGGAGCAGUCAUGGGGAUCUCCGAAAAUCACCAAGGAUGGAGUGACGGUCGCUAAAGGAGUAGAACUAAAAGACAAGUUUCAGAACAUUGGUGCCAAAUUGGUUCAAGAUGUAGCCAAUAACACAAAUGAAGAGGCUGGCGACGGCACCACUACUGCCACAGUCCUUGCUCGAGCCAUUGCCAAGGAAGGCUUUGAGAAAAUCAGCAAAGGCGCAAAUCCAAUAGAGAUAAGGAAAGGUGUAAUGUUAGCUGUAGAAACUGUCAAAAACAAUUUAAAAUCGCUAUCAAAGCAAGUAACAACCCCAGAAGAGAUUGCUCAAGUAGCCACAAUCUCUGCCAAUGGAGAUGGAGCCAUUGGAAAUCUAAUCUCAGAUGCUAUGAAGAAAGUUGGCAAAGAGGGUGUCAUCACGGUCAAAGAUGGCAAAACUCUGGAAGAUGAACUUGAAGUGAUUGAAGGGAUGAAAUUCGACAGAGGUUACAUCUCCCCCUACUUCAUUAACACCACUAAAGGUGCCAAAGUUGAAUUUCAAGACGCUCUGUUGCUUCUAAGUGAGAAGAAAAUAUCAAGCAUUCAGUCGAUCAUUCCAGCAUUGGAACUGGCAAACUCUAAAAGGAGACCCCUCGUCAUUAUUGCAGAAGACAUUGAUGGUGAAGCAUUGAGCACUUUAGUAGUCAAUAGGUUGAAAAUUGGAUUACAAGUUGCCGCUGUGAAAGCGCCAGGUUUUGGUGACAACAGGAAAUCUACUCUACAGGACCUAGCCAUUGCCACCGGUGGACUGGUCUUCGGAGAUGAAGGGACCGCCAUCAAAUUGGAAGAUGUUCAACUUCAUGAUCUCGGUGAAGUAGGAGAGAUUGUCAUCACGAAAGACGAUACCCUCAUUCUGAAGGGAAAAGGCAAGAAAGAAGAAAUUGAUCGAAGAGCAGAUCAACUGAGGGAUCAAAUCGCUGACACAACUUCAGAAUACGAAAAAGAAAAGUUGCAGGAACGACUUGCAAGGUUGGCCUCUGGAGUUGCCCUCUUGAAAGUCGGAGGUUCCAGUGAAGUUGAGGUGAAUGAGAAGAAGGAUCGUGUCACAGAUGCCUUAAAUGCAACCAGAGCAGCAGUGGAGGAAGGCAUCGUUCCCGGCGGUGGUCUCGCUCUUCUCCGGUGUAUUCCAAAGUUAGAUGCCAUCUCAAGCAAAAAUGAAGAUCAGAAAACAGGUAUUGAAAUUGUCAAGAGAGCAUUGAGAAUGCCCUGCAUGACCAUUGCCAGUAACGCUGGAGUCGACGCCUCAAUGGUUGUAGCCAAGGUCCUAGAAUCUCCUCCCGAAAUCGGUUACGAUGCUUUAAACAAUGAAUAUGUCAACAUGAUUGAAAAAGGAAUCAUCGACCCGACCAAAGUUGUAAGAACAGCCUUAACAGAUGCCGCAGGAGUUGCCUCAUUGCUCACAACUGCCGAAGCUGUAGUGACAGAAAUCCCGAAAGAAGAGCCGCCCAUGGGUGGCAUGGGUGGAAUGGGAGGAAUGGGUGGUAUGGGAGGAAUGGGCGGCAUGGGAGGCAUGAUGUAAUCAGCCGCUCGUUUGUAGCUCGAUGAUCUUAAGUUCCCGAACCAAAAACCUGGUUUUGAAUCAAGAAGCAUUUAAAAGCGUGAGUAUAUUAGUAGUUAGAGAGCCAUUGAGACUGAAAACCUGCCCGGUGUAAGAAACUCUGUGAGCCGAAUGCUAAUUAAACAAACUUUAGGGUGUAGAUCAGAGAGCAUCUUACUCUCAGUGCAAUUUUGUAGUGUGCUUGCUCAUUUCCUAACUCCGAGCCAAGACCGAAACAAUAAAUUUAGCUCCAUAUGUAGGAUAAUAAAGUAAUCACACAAUUGCAGGGUCACAAGAUGAUACACUUCCAUUCUAUCAUUUAAAUAUUGUCCCAAAUAUUCACUUUAAUUUUUUUCUUUUCUUUUUUAUCCCUCUCUCAUCAAAUUAAAAUCUUUGUAAGUUUCUAUGGUUCUUUAUGAAAUUGCAUACAUACUUCAGAGCUCUGUAAAGAAACUUGUCCAAUCGAGUCCCACCCUCUAGAAUAUUAAGUGUCUGCUGCUGCGAAAAAUGUUCUAGUCACAUGUUUCUUCAAUCAACUCGAUGGAACAACUGAAAUUCUUUCUCAAACACCACAAUUUCAUCACAGGAAACACUGAAGAAUUUAAAGUUUCCUCUAAUUUCACCGGAAAAUUUUUCCCAGUGUUGAAAGUAAAGUGUGGUACACUAUACUUAGGGUGUCUAAAAGUUCAUGGCUCAUGUGAAUCAGUACAACAAAAAAUGGCAAAUUCGAGGGUUAGGUAAUCAAAGGAAUCAAAGUUGUAUCCUUUCGUGUUGGUAAAAUGUCUAUCUUCAGGCGCUGGAUAGAGGCGCGAUAAAGGUCUAAAUUUUUUUCAAAUGGUAUUUUUUCUCUAUUUUAUUAUUGCGAUUUUCAUAUGUUUAGUCUGGUAUGGAACAUGAAUUAAUUUUGAACGAAUCUGCUGAAAUUGUUUGAAAGUAAAAAGAUAGUUAUGGUAGUGAAUGAACUUCUCAUUUUUAAGCAAUUUCUUCGGUCGGUUCAACUGUAUUUUUGGUCGUAUUGAGCUGAUUAUGACCUGUUCCUUAAGCUUGUGAUGCUCAGAAUGGACCUGUUUUAGCUAUUACCUACUCUAAACCCACUCAUCGUAUAUUUUAUUGGAUGAAUACCAGUAGUUAGUGUAGGGUCACUCAUCUUUUUAUGUCGGUAAGUCGGUUUUAAGUUCAUUUGUUUUGUAGACAAUCAGCUGAUAAAGAUCUAAUCCCGUAGUACAAUCUGCUCAAAUUUUUCAAGUUUUCACAAUUCCAGAGAACACAUAUUAACUUGUAGCCAACAAUUCAAAUAUGUUAUCAGAUGAACUCGUCGCAGUUAGUAAAGGAUUAAUUCAUCUUUAAACACUUUUAUUGAGUUGAUUUGAAGUCAAUUUGUGCAGUCUUGAGUUGCCAGAAAUGUCAAGGAUCUAAGCGUAUUGGACUUUAGAGACAAUGAUCAGAUGACUGUGAAACCAAGACAUACAAGAGAAAACACAUUAAUUUUUGAUUACCUCAUCAAAAAUGAUAAAGCAAAUCCAAUAGCAGUAUUAAAGGAACUAUUAAUCUUCAAACAAAAUUGAUGAGUUUCGUGAAAUGUAAUUUUUGCUCCAGCAAAAUGCUAAAACGCACUGAAUUUGAGCGUUUUAGACUUGAGUAAUGGGUCACCAUCAGAUAACCAUGACAGGAAGAACAUCCGCAGACCUAAUAUAAUUAGAAUAACUCUAGUGGACAAGAACACAUGGAAGAGAUCUAAAUGGAGAGCUGAACUUGGUGAAACAGUCCCUAAACAUUUUUAAAUGAUUGUGCCAGACUUAACACCAGGUAUAACUCUCUCACCUGGUUCUGCCCUCCGUUUUUUUUUUUUUUUAAAUUUGACUUUCAUUGUUCGUCUUGUUAACAAAUUACAAUAUCCCAAAUGAUAUUUGCUGUUUCUUUAGAGAACUUGUCUGCUUCAAUUUUGGUCCAUUAGGUAUUUUUUAUUUGGUACGUUUCUCAAAAAAAUACAAAUUAAUUUUAAACUGACCGAAGUGAAAAAGUUAGAAGGUAAACACCUAAUAGAAGUAGUCAUUGAUCUAGUCAUCUUGGCACAUUUUCAGUGAGUCGAUUCAUGUUCAAUGGAAUCAGAGAAACAAAGUGGAUUUGUGGAAGAAACAUCUUCCGACCGAAAAUUGCCACUGUAAUCUAGAGAAAAGCUGCAGUUAUUCAGAUAGAGAACUCAACUCGGUGAAAUAGCCCUUCACAUUUUUUGAAACCUGUGCCAGACUCAACAUCAAGGAACUCUUUCAUUGUGUUCUGCUUUCUUGAAUGAUGCUAGGUGACUCUCUAUUUAACCUUAAGAAGGCCACUCCGACCCACGAUUGAUCUAUUGCUCAUCUUUAGUUGGAAAGCAAUCUGGAGAAUACUUGUUAAUUUUGAACUGUCCCACCAAAAAUCUUAGAGGAUAAAUAUCUAAUAGUAGUAGUAUAGAAACUUCAUCUUUGUACAAUUUUGAUGAAUCAGUUCUAACUCAAUUUGUGUUCUUACGAGUUCUGCUCCAGUUAAAGUAAUGUUAUGGAUCAAUCAUGUUUUCGACAUGCGUGUAAGAUUAGAUAAAGUAUGAUGAAUAGAACUAGGAACAGAUACAUUUAGUCAUUGGUAGGAAUUAGUGCUAAGAUGUAGUAUUCUAAUCUGGAAUAGAUGGUAGUGGUAGUAGUUAUCAAGGGUCUUUGGAAAUUUUGGAUCAGUUGUUUUAAAGCUAAUUUAUGCUCCUUUGAAUUACUAAACGGUGACAAACCUUACCAUCAAAUCAAUAAAGUGACUUGAGGCGACACAUUUUAAUGUGAAAGUAACUCGCCAAAAUUUUUAAGAGGUGAUCAGCACUGUAGCGCGAGUCAUUGAGAAACUUUUUGUGUGUUAACAUUCUCAGUUAGUCAGUUUUAUGCUAAUCAGUGUUUUUCGAGUCUUGUCCCGACCCAUAAUGGACCAAUCACAGUCAGAAUGCUUUUCUAAGGUUAUGGUUAAAUAUUGCAGUUUGGGUGUAGUGAUAAGAUAUUGUGUUCUAACCUUGUAAGAUCAGGAUUAGACAGUCAGAAUAUUUGUAGUUUUGGAACUAGUCAUGUUUUAACGUUUUCAGAGAUUUGCUUUCAAGUUAAUUUGUGCUCUCUCGAAUCACCAAACCAUGACGAACUUGAGGAACAUAUUACCAUCCAAUUACUUUGUGAGUUGAGGGAGCACAUAUUAAUGUUGCAGCAGAUAAACAAAAGUGACUGAAUGACGAAAAGUCCCCUGUAGUAGCCUAAACAGAACUUUUCAUCUAUAAACGAUUUCAGUUAGUCAGUUUUUAAUUUAAUUAUGUUCCCUCAAAUUGGUAGAAUGCAACACACUUCGAAAACAGAUCGCUGUCGGAUUAGCACAACACCGAUAACUCUCUAGAGAUGAUGCUGUAGCCAGAGUAAUUAAAAGGUGAACUGAACUCCGUGAAAGAGCCCUUAAAUAUUUUUUAAACUUAGUGCCAGAAUUUAGACCAGGAGACUCUUUCACCAUGUUCUUUUCUCCAGAAAAAUGUUAACCAAAUCUGUGUAACACCUAGCAAGAGCAUUGUUACCAUAAGUUAGAUGUCGUACUUGUAAAAUCUUAUUCAGUGAAUCGAGAUAGAGGUAAGCACUUGGAGCAAUCCCAGAACUUGAUAAAACUUUAAGUAUGUGUUGAAAAAACUGCCCUCAGAUAAUUUAAACAAAUUUCUUAAUAUUCGUACGGAAAACCUACACAGCGAUCAAUUUUUCUGACGUAUCCACAAGGAGAAUUCAAUGGGUUGAAGGAUGCCUGUGAUCGAGUAUUUCAUUUAUUCUGGAUGAAUUAUUAUAGUAGUAAUUGGUAUAUAGUAAUCAAAGGAGAAAAAUAAAAUCUCUUAACACAAGCACUUCAGUUGUAGUCUCAUACUUCUCCUACCUGUAAAUAUGUGUACAAUUUUGCUAAAUCAAGCGAUCAAAUUAGCAUAUCCAUAUUACCCCUCAGUGACAUGAAUUUGCCAUUUUUAGUUGUAAUUGCUCAUCUGCACUUCAAAGCAAUUAAUUAUUCAAAUAGCUCGAAAUAACUUGUUCAAGGGCUUUGCAGAGUUUUGGAAUUGCAUAAUUUUUCAAACCCAUUGCUGUAAUUUUUUUUUUUUUUAUUCUUCCCUUUUUUCUUACUCGAAAGUUCAGUAGGUUUUCCACUAUACUUGAGUUGAACAUUUUGAUGUAGGACAUGUCAUUUAGAAUGUCUGAAAAAUGCAUUGUUAAAGCACAAUUGGAAAGAGGAUUCCUAAGGAUGAGUCUUUUCCAUGUUCAAUGCCUCAUUUCCUCAUACGUACAGUGAAGAGGUGCAUUCCGAUUCCGCUAGCUGAAAUUAGUUUCCUCUACCGUACUUGUUUACAUAGAGUUUUGCAUCAAUUUCUAUUCUCUUGUUUAUUUUAUCGUUAGAUGAUGUUAAUUUUAUUGUUAGGUAUAAGUGUUGGCAUGCCUGCUUUAGCUGUAAGAAUUUCUCUUAAACUUGUUGGUUAGCGAGUAAGGGUUUUAAUUAAGUUGCUUCUGAAUAUCCAAAAAUUAUCUUUUAAUAAUUGAAUGAUGAUCAUGAUAUUUGAUAUAUGACUUUUUAAUAAUGUAAAUUUAUUUUUUAUCGAUAAUUCAAAAUUGUUCGAAUUGAAAACAAUUUUGCACCUCUCAGCCUUGUUCCGACUUCAAAGAUCAACAACCUCAAGUGUACCUUUAAUGGUAUAUGUUUGUAUAGUUUCAGUAGUUGUGCUAGUAUCACAAAGUAGUAUGUUCUUUUUUUAUGAUUUUCCCUUUUUUUAAUAAAGUUUGUUAUAAGUUCAA